AUGGAUUCUACAGCCAAUGCACCGAGGAAGGUGAAAUUCGCACCCAAAGCUCCUCUCAAGAAAGAACAAAAAGCUGUUUUGCCUAAAGUUGAAAAGCUCGAAAAUGAUAUUGAUACUGCUAAGGCACAGGAUUUGUUACGCCGCUUCAAUGAAUCAUCUACAAAGGCAAAGCCUAAUUUUGAAAGGAAAGUUGGGGCUACUAAAGUUGCAUUUGGUUAUGGAGGUUCCUCAACUUCCCUCAAGCCAUACGGUGCUGCAAAGCAUAUUAACAAGAAACUGGGAUCGUCUUCUGAUGGUGGGAAUGAUGAGCAGAGAGUGGAGAAAGAGUACAAGGAACCAUGGAACUAUUAUUCCUAUUAUCCUUUACAGCUUCCCUUAAGAAGGCCAUAUUCAGGAAAUCCAGAACUCCUAGAUAAAGAAGAAUUUGAGGACGAUUUGGCAAGAUCAAUUGACAAUGAAUACGCAACAAAUCCAUCUCUAAGGCUUGGUCUAAUGGAGGAGAAUCUGGAGGAUAGCAUGUUCUUUGUUCAGUUACCAACAGCUUUGCCUAUGACAAAGCCAUGCGAUAAUGUAGAGGGCAGCAAGCAGCAGGGGAGCAUUGCCAAUCCCAUGAAAGGUGCACGGCCAUCUCAAAAACCAUGUGGUAUGGAAGCAUUACCAGCAGGCUUUAUGGGUAAAAUGUUAGUAUACAGGAGUGGUGCUGUGAAGUUGAAGCUUGGUGACACACUAUACGAUAUCUCUGCAGGUUUGGAUUGUGCGUUCGCUCAGGAUGUUGUUGCCAUCAAUACAGAAGAGAAACAUUGUUGCAGUGUGGGUGAACUCAGUAAGCAAGUUGUUAUAACCCCUGAUGUAGACUCCAUCUUAGAUAGUAUGUCUGAUUUAUGA
Molecule: messenger RNA, 885 nt
Organism: Fraxinus pennsylvanica
Lineage: Eukaryota; Viridiplantae; Streptophyta; Magnoliopsida; Lamiales; Oleaceae
Source: the annotation of a GenBank genome assembly